AUGUGGCUAAAUAGCUUUUUUAGUAAACCUAAAAACGAUGGAUGCGAUGCCACAAUUCAGAACUGCACUAACGAAGAUAAGGUUGACGAAGAUAAAUUUAACGAAGAUAAGGUUGACGAAGAUAAAGUUAACGAAGAUAAGGUUAACAAGGAUAAGGUUACCGAGGAAAAGGUUAAUGAGGUAAAGGUUUGCGAAGAAUCAGUCAAAAUCUUAUCAACAAACGAAGAGGAGCCAAUAGUUAAGACUGAUUUGCAAGAACGAGUUGAACACGUAAAAAUAGUACACAAAAAUAUACUAGCAAUACAAAAUAAACAAGAUUUAAAUUGUUCAACUGACACUACAAACGCAAAAAAAAAUGAAGAAAUAAAUAAUUGUAAAAUAGAAGCUGUCCUAAGGAUUAUACCAGUUAUCGAAAAAAAUCUACAAACACUUACCAAAAAAGUAUCUUGUCUAUCUGGCUUAGUUAAUAUGAAACAGCUCAAUGCCAAAAUAGAAACUGACCAAAACAUUAUUUUAAACAAUUCUACUAUAAAUAGUCCAAACUCUUUAAAUAAAUUGAACGUUAUGGAGAAUACAACAACUUCGAAAAAGAAAGAUAUUACACUGGGAAAAGUUUCCAAAAAAAAUAAAAAAACAACUAAAAACAAACUAAGUGUAACAAAAAAAAAAAAAAAAAAGCUGGAAAAACCGGAAAAACCGGAAAAACCUGAAAAAAACCUUACCAAAACUGUUAAGGAAAAUGAUCAAGUGACAAAUCCCGAAAAAUUAGCUGAGAACAAUACUAAGUCAAUUGACCAGGUGACAAAUUAUUUGGAUGGGCGAUUGGAAUGCUUUUUUACAAAAAUACAGUCAGCAUUGUCGCAAUUCAAAAUUGAUAAAAUAAAUGAAAAAUGCGAAAUUAUGGUUCAUCUAUCCGGACUGGAUAAUAAGAUGAACACAAACGAAAUGAACAUUGAUAAAUUAAUGUCCAAUGUGCAACAGUUAAGUAAAAAAAACGAAUGUGAAAUUAUGAAAAAACAAUCAAGUAUUAAAACAGAAAAUAAACAAGACUUGCAAAAAAGUAUAGACGAUAUUAAAAUGUGUAUUGAUUAUCUAAUACAACCAAAUGCAAUUGAUGGACAACAAACUCAACAGUGUACCAAUACUCCAAACACGAACGAAAAUAUUAAAAACAAGUGUACCUCAGAUCGGUGUGUUUGUCAAUUAGUAAACAAUGCUAAUGCUGCUAAUAUACAGAAUAUAAAUUCAAACGAUGGUCACAAUCAACUAAAGAACGGUGAUAUAAUUUUAUGUGAGUUUUUAAAAGCAAAGCUAACUAUGGAAAUGUUUAAACGGAGUGAUCAACAAAAUAAAGUGCGUGAAAAUCAAUUUUCGCAUAAAGUUGACAAUAAAAAAAUUAGCCAUUUGUCAGUAUGUUCAAAAAAAUUAAACAAUAUGUCAAAUAAUAGUGUAGGAAAUCAAAUCGACGAGAAUACAGCUUGCAAUUUAUCAGUUUGUUCAACCAAAUCAAACCAUAUUUCAAAUAAUUGUGCUGGAAAUCAAAUCAUCGACAAUAAACUGAGCACUACAACAGCGUGUUCAAAAAAAUCGAACCAACUAAAAAAUAAUUGUGUCCAAAAGCAAAAUGAAGAACAAAAAAUGAACCAAGUUAUGUCCCAACUAUGUCCCAAACAAUCCAUCCAUCAUUUUUCAAAAGCCUGUAUUGAAAACGAUAUUAAAUUAAACCAAUCAACUUCAAAGAAAUCAGUUUGUGGAAAAAACCAAAUUUGUGAAUUUCUUGCGUCCCAGCCAAUUCCAGAAUGGAUAAGACGGAGCCAAAAUAUCGUUGCAUCGGAUAAUCCAUGCAACAAUCCACCGACAAAUUGCCAUUUAAAUUCUAGUAAGUUAUAUAAUAUUGAACGAAUAGUUAAAGACAGUCGUGAUAAAAAUAAUACAAACUGUACAGUUUACGAAAUUACACAGAAACAAGAUGUUCCAGAAGAAAAUAAAAAAUGCCGUGCUUUUAAAGAACACCCUCUAGUGCCAUGUAAUAGUCUUGAAAAUAAACCUUCGAACGGGAAACAAUAA
This is a messenger RNA of Metopolophium dirhodum (rose-grain aphid), 2067 nucleotides long. Its product is annotated as protein PF3D7_1417600-like. The record is from RefSeq and is a predicted model, not a curated record. The coding region runs from base 1 to 2067 and encodes 688 amino acids. NCBI's taxonomy places the organism in Eukaryota, Metazoa, Arthropoda, Insecta, Hemiptera, Aphididae. The transcript has 2 exons.